AUGACUACCACGGUUGCUAUUUGGGUCGGCCAUAAUGUGCAGCUACGCAAUACUCCGGGCAAGAAGAGUGUCGUCACCUUAUUCUUCGACGACCCACCGGCCAUCAGGGACUUGAACGACCGCCUGUUAGGCUGCUAUGCAUUCGUCCAUCCUCCCAAUGAAACCCUUGAUCUCCAUCACUUCAAUCGGCUCCAGUAUUGCCCGGCCAAUAUUUUCUACGAUUUGGACGUGCUCUUCAACGACUUGAAUAACGUCGUGGAACAGUAUCGAUGGCUAUGUGUCUGCCAGGAGAAUUCAGAUCAGUCGAUGCUCUCGCCACUACAACAGGUCGGAGCCCUCUAUCAAGGCACCAAGGAGAUACCGAUCGUGAAAGAGGAAGUGGAGUUCCACCGCAUAGUCAGGAAGAAGCUCAUGAUGUUCGUUGAUUCCCGCUUACAGGAGCUUAGCGAGGACUUGAAGCCACGUCGAGGAUCGGGGGUGACCCCAUCGAGAACCUCAGACCAGACUUGGCAAUGGACUCAAGAGAUGAGGACGAACGUGAGAUUCCGCGACCGGCUAGAGGACCUGGGUGAUGAUCUCGAUCGCUACACCUCUCGGCUAGACAUGUUGUCCGGCCGCCUGCAGAGCUUCGUCUACUUGGCUAUCUGGGGCAUGACUGACUUCCACACGGACCCAAUUUACUUUCUCCCGAUCGUGAUCAUCGUCUUCAUCGUCAGUGCGCUGUACCUCUUUGUCUACCAGUGCAUCAUCAACAACGUCCAUCGCAAUUUCCAAUCAUCCAUCGACCUGAACAGGCUCGGCGACAAUCCUUAUUACGACGAAGCCGCCGAAGGGAGAGAGGCCCGGAAGGACACACGCGCACGCUCGCAUCGACCUGGUCGGAACGGCAGAGAAUCCGACGCAUUCACCGUCCGUCGCAACCCGCAAGAGCGAACGGCGCAGGAACGGCCAGGCCAUCAAGGAGAAGGGCGCUGCAUUGUGGUCGAGCGGGUUACCUCACAACCACGUUCGUAG
Messenger RNA from Cladophialophora yegresii CBS 114405, 1014 nucleotides. RefSeq lists its product as uncharacterized. The coding region runs from base 1 to 1014 and encodes 337 amino acids. The transcript has 5 exons. The record is from RefSeq and is a predicted model, not a curated record. NCBI's taxonomy places the organism in Eukaryota, Fungi, Ascomycota, Eurotiomycetes, Chaetothyriales, Herpotrichiellaceae.